AUGCGCAGAGCUUACAGGGGGACGGAGUCAAAUAGGCGUACGUACGACCCCGAACAGUCUUCUGAAAGUGAAGGGGAACAUGCAGCUUAUUAUACAGGAGAUUCAAGCUCGGAAAUGUCGAGUGAUCUGCGGCCAAACAGGCCUCAUCCGACACCUGAACCAACAAGCACCACUCACUACACGCAACCACAACACCCGUAUUCUUCAGCUUAUCAGCAGGUGCUGGGUAAGGUUCAUGAGUUUGAAGCCUCAGAUGACGACUCUGACUGGGAGGGGCCAAGCAGCGGAGCAACAACAGAAACACCCUCAACGCAGCAGCAAGGCGCCGCUCCCCCUUCCACUGCAGCGCCAAACACAGAAGGCGGUGAAAGAUCAACGGAAAGGGGACAAACGAGCAGCCCUCAAACGUCGACCCCAGCCCACCACACAACAGUUGUGGUUGCAUCGGUUCAUCAGCCACCUGUACAGCAAGCUGAUGGACAUCACCCGCCCACCAGCCCUCCCUCUUCUGUAGGCCCAUUUGGCAACAACGCCGCUGUCGCUCAAGAGAGCACCGCAGAUGCCAUUUCAGACGCAAGUUCUGUCAGUUCACGAGGCAGCGAACGCAGGCGUUCUGUGCAUGGAGAUGCCUCAAGCAGCUCCAGUGGAACCGAACAGCAGCACGGAGAUACAAGAGAGAAGACAAAUACAUUAUCUGAUCUCGUCAGCAAGGGUGUUGGAAGCGAGCUGCUGAACUGCAUUGAGCUGCCUCUCGGCUACCAAGAGCUUGACUCGAAAGUCGACGAUUUCUGCAGACUCAUCAAGAAGAAAGGAAUCAGAUACCCAAACCAUCCUACACAAACCGCCUGUAGAAAAGGAGCCAAGCAUGUUGUCACUCAGCUCCGGCGUGUUUACAGCGAAUGCAAUGACGGAAUUUACAAUUGCCUCACAAAGUUCUGGCUUUCGCCCGCCAUUCCAGGGGUCACCAAACUAAGGAGUCUAAUGGGAAUCCCACAUUUGGCCAAACCCGGUUUACUUGAGUCUUAUAUAAUUCAAGUAUUGGAGUCGCCUCAACUUAUGAAAGUGUGGAGGCACCCUAAUAUGGAGUCAAAUUCCUGCAUAUUUGGCCAUCAGUAUGAAGCGUUUGUCGUUGGGACGCCUGCAAUUCCUACUACUUCUAUCACAACGGCAAGCAGUAGAUUCAUCAAUGUAGCAAACGGCGACAUUGACGCGGCUAAAAGGAAGGCGCGCAACUUCUCCCAGGACUUGAAACAAGCAAAGGAGGACUGGGAAGAUGUAGAAAAAACACAGGCAAUCGCGAGAGUUCAUGCUGCAAUGUCCGUUACCCUGAGUAAGUUUCUAGCAAAUCUCACCCCAGUUUCUGAUCUCAAAAGCUCUUGA
Molecule: messenger RNA, 1380 nt
Organism: Eimeria mitis
Lineage: Eukaryota; Apicomplexa; Conoidasida; Eucoccidiorida; Eimeriidae
Source: RefSeq, a predicted model, not a curated record